UCAUAGUAGCAUCGCACACCUGCAUGGUCCUCACCAUUCGUGAGCUUUCUCCCCUAGCUAAACCCCCCUGCAAUCUUCCUAGUCGUAGCGUCCUCGCGCCGUGCUUCGUUUUGCUCCGCGGCGAACUGAAGAACUGUGUUGCCGGCCUGGGGAGACGCGCAGCCGAACAGCAAACGGCACCAGGCAGGAACUUUCAGUAUAUGCAACAAAGUUCUUUCAACAACAAUAUAUGCAACAAAUGGCCCUGUCCACGUUCGAUGCAGUCUCUGCAUCCUAUAGGAAUACCUCAUCAGUAUUGGCUGCCCAUAAAUAUCGAAGAUGGCACAGGAGACGCACCUGCAGCCAAGUUCGGUCGUCGCAGGAACCGCCAAAGUUGCAGUACAGGAAGCUGGGAGAUUCAGAUCUCUUUAUCAGCGAGUUAACACUUGGAACAAUGACUUUUGGAGAACAAAGCACAGAGAAGGAAUCACAUGAUAUGCUCUCUUAUUCUUUUGAUCAGGGCAUCAACAUACUUGACACCGCAGAAAUUUACCCAAUUCAACCCAGGAAAGAGACUCAAGGGAGGACUGAUCUAUAUAUAGGCAGGUGGAUGAAAUCUAAGCCACGAGAUAAGGUAAUUUUGGCAACCAAAAUUUCUGGUUAUUCAGAUCGCACUUUUCUUCGAGACAACGCAGAAGUGGUGCGUGUUGAUGCUGCCAAUAUAAAGGAAAGUGUCGAAAAGAGCCUUUCACGAUUAUCUACAGACUACAUUGAUUUGCUUCACGUACACUGGCCAGAUAGGUAUGUGGCACUAUAUGGUGAAUUCAGUUAUAAUUCAACCAAAUGGAGGCCAAGCGUCCCAUUUGAGGAUCAACUGAAAGCUCUUCAGGAACUAAUUGAUGAGGGAAAGGUACGAUACAUCGGUGUUUCCAAUGAAACCUCGUAUGGAGUAAUGCAGUUUGUACAGGCUGCAAAGCUUCAAGGACUCCCGAAGAUUGUGAGCAUCGAAAAUGGUUAUAGCCUACUUGUGAGAUGCAACUUCGAAGUUGAUCUUGCUGAAGUUUGCCACCCAAAUAACUGUAACAUCGGUCUGCUUGCCUACUCCCCACUGGGCAGCGGUGUUCUCACUGGAAAGUAUCUUGAUGCCAGCGUUGGUGAUGCCAAGAGUUUCAGGCUAAAUCUCUUCCCCGGAUACAUGCAGCGUUACAACUCGCCUUUGGCUCAAGAAGCAACGAAGGAAUACAUCAAGGUUGCGAAGAAGCAUGGGCUAACCCCGGUCCAGCUUGCCCUAGGCUUUGUCCGUGACCGCCCAUUCACAGCUAGCACCAUCAUCGGAGCUACCACCAUGGAUCAGCUGAAGGAGAACAUAGAUGCAUUUAUCAGUGCUCCACGGCCUCUGCCGUCGCAAGUUGUUGAUGACAUUGAGACUAUUUUCAAGCGAUAUAGAGACCCAGCAGUCCUCUAGAUGUUUUUUUUAACCUUUUCCUGACACAAGGAACAACAAAUUUCAGGAUCCACAAGACCCUGCAAAUGGUUCAUGUCAUAGGACAUACAGCAAUUAGCCGUCACUGUAUAUUGUUGUUUUGGAAUCUGAUUCAAUGCUUAAUAGUUCGGAAAGUGUAAAGAGAGUCACAUUCUUUUACCUCUUCUCAAGCUGUCUGUAUAUAUAUUUAUUUUUAAACGAGGAUAGUUUACAAACUUA
Messenger RNA from Lolium rigidum, 1681 nucleotides. RefSeq names its product protein tas-like. Lineage: Eukaryota; Viridiplantae; Streptophyta; Magnoliopsida; Poales; Poaceae. Gene Ontology annotation, molecular function: oxidoreductase activity. The record is from RefSeq and is a predicted model, not a curated record. The coding region runs from base 230 to 1444 and encodes 404 amino acids. The transcript is spliced from 9 exons.